AUGCUCCGCCGCACCCCUUGGUGGCUCAUGAUGCAGCUGCACGCGUCGCCGACGCCGAACCCAUUGUGCUACACGUUCCGCAUCCCAUCGGCGACGUAUGACAACUUCAUCCCUGACGGCCAGACGUGUGAGGUGGCGCACCGGGGGCUGGCCUGGGUGCACCCGCUCAGCAACGGGCUCUUCGAGCAGUACGCGGAGGAGGUUUCAAGCGUCUUCAUCGCGCCGCGGCAUGUCGCCAUCACGGUGUACCAGCACGUGGAGUGGGAUACGGUGGAGCACAGCCUCAGCUCGUUCAUCGGGCACUAUUUGGUGUUUACCAACGCGUGCAUCUCCGCAGCGAAGGAGUACGCCCUUCUCGAGGACGACCUCAACAUUCGUCCGGAGGACUCGGAGGUGCUGCAGUGCAUCAAGGAGCUUCUGCGCGAGCACGUGCGGCCCAUGGUGCAGCGCGACGGCGGCGACGUGAAGUUGCUGAAUUACAACGAGAAGACAGGUAUCGUAUCGCUCGCAAUGCUUGGCGCCUGCCGUACGUGCCCAUCGUCGCAAAACACGCUGAAGGAUGGCAUUGAGCGUGUGAUAAAGCACUUCCUGCCGGAGGUCAAUGAGGUGUUGGAGGCGAAGGGGCACGCGUUCUACGAGCGGUAUGAGCUCCUCUUUAACUCGGAGACAGCGCUGCGACGCGAGGCGGCACGCGUGGACGCUGUGCGCCGCAGGAACAUGACAACGCGACUGACGCCGUCGGUGAUGUCGUUUGACGCCCUGCACGAGCCUGACGGCGAUGAGUGA
Trypanosoma grayi is the source of this 786-nucleotide messenger RNA. RefSeq lists its product as hypothetical. The record is from RefSeq and is a predicted model, not a curated record. Gene Ontology annotation, biological process: iron-sulfur cluster assembly. Gene Ontology annotation, molecular function: iron ion binding; iron-sulfur cluster binding. NCBI's taxonomy places the organism in Eukaryota, Euglenozoa, Kinetoplastea, Trypanosomatida, Trypanosomatidae. The transcript has a single exon. Bases 1 to 786 code for a protein of 261 amino acids. Gene Ontology annotation, cellular component: mitochondrion.